This is a messenger RNA of Labrus bergylta (ballan wrasse), 1399 nucleotides long. Lineage: Eukaryota; Metazoa; Chordata; Actinopteri; Labriformes; Labridae. The record is from RefSeq and is a predicted model, not a curated record.
CCCAGACUAGACCGGCAGAUGGGGAGAAACAAAAACAACAGCUCGCAUUAAAGGCCUGCCUGCAUCCGCUGCAAUACUCGUCCAAUGCAACGGAGAAAACAGCCUGCCGGAUGUUUUUAGGUGAGUGAGGCAAAAAUAGCUCUGACAUGUCUCUGGCUGUGACCAAGCCCCUCUCCGCUUGGCUCUGUCAAUCAAAGGCCCGAACAAGAUGGCAGGCUGCUGCGGGAGCUGGCUCUUCUUUUUAACAGUUUGUGCUGUCAGUCUGCUCGGGGCCAAAGCAGAGAUCAAAUUGACCGUUCCUGUGGGGAGGUUAUUCACAUACGAGCUGUUGAGAGAGACUUUCCAGAACGACAUUGAACCUCGGUCAAAACUCUACGCUAUCCACGAUGACCCCAUGAUUUUUAAAUGCAACCGGCAGAAUUUCCCAGACCUACCCGAGUGGCUGCGCUUCACCCAAAGGCACCCCUUGGAUAAUGGCUUCCUGUACGGAACGCCAAUGUCCCCGGGGGAAAAGUUGAUAGAAGUCUAUGCCAUCAACAAACGGAGCUAUGAUACAACCAGACAAAUAUUUGUAAUCAAAGCCGUUGCAGAGAAGAUGAUUCCCUAUCAGGCCGAGUUCUUCCUCAAGCUGAGGGAGAUUGAGAAGGUGCUGCCCUCUACUGUUCAGGGGGAGAUACAGCAGGAUCUGCAGAAGCUGUGGAAGACUGAGGACUUGGAAAUCGUCAACAUUUCAAACGCUCUGGACCGUGGCGGCAGAGUCCCUCUACCUCUGGCAGGACACUUUGAAGGGGUGUAUGUGAAGGUGGGGUCUCAGAAGUACUUCUCCCGCUGUCUCCUGGGGACGCUGACAGCCGAGUACGAGAAGCAGUGCACAGCAGGAGCCAAAGUCAAAGUCCCCGGAGAAUGUAACUUCUGCAGCAUCCCCAGCAACUGUAUCAGCUGGUGCAAGAUUGAGCUGUUUGAUCUGACUAAACAGGAGCCGGCUCCCCCUGCUCCCACUCUGGGCUCGGGGAUCCUGGAGGACGGGGGCGACUUCGACCCCCCCGAGUCUCCCCUGAGCAGAGACUACUUCCCCGACUACAUCGUGACAGUGAUCGUGCCCCUGAUCCUCGCCGUCAUCCUGUUCCUCAUGCUGGCCUACAUCAUGUUCGGCAGACGAGAGGGAGUUAUGAAAAGGAAUGCAAAAACAAACCAGAUCCAGCUGUACCACCACAACACCAUUCUGGAGAACACCGACGAGCUGAGGAACAUGGCAGCAAACCGCCGUCUCCCUCCACCCCUGUCCACGCUGCCCAUGUUUAACUACAGGACCGGGGAGGAGGCACCACCUCUGCAGUCUGACAACAUCCCUCUCAUCAUGGCCCAGCACGAUCCUUACAGUGACACCCUGCCCAGGUAA